Molecule: messenger RNA, 1779 nt
Organism: Boeremia exigua
Lineage: Eukaryota; Fungi; Ascomycota; Dothideomycetes; Pleosporales; Didymellaceae
Product: major facilitator superfamily domain-containing protein
Exons: 2
Coding region: 1-1779 (592 amino acids)
Biological process (GO): transmembrane transport
Cellular component (GO): membrane
Molecular function (GO): transmembrane transporter activity
Source: RefSeq, a predicted model, not a curated record
AUGAGCCUCAACAACAAGGAGGUUGCGGGUGCUGAGUCGUCUGCGAAAGAGACAGCAUCGCGAUCGGUCACGACGCAUGCGACCGAGGACUCGCAGACAUUGGAGGCCCAUCUAGAUGAUGACCAUUCAUCGAUCUCCUCGGCAUCGACCGAUUCACUCAGCGACACCGACGAAGUGCUCUCGAUACACCAGUCGCUGAGUCGCAAUGCCGGCCUCGAUGAUCCUGGCGACAAGUCGAUGGCGCACAUCACGACGACCACAACGAACAUGACCACAGAUCCGCGCUUUGAGAUUGACUUCGAUGAGGAUGGCGAGAAUCCCCAGGAAUGGCCCAUGUGGCGUAAGGCCCUCGUUAUCUUCUUCAUGAGCUACUCAACCCUCGUUGUAGUUAUGUAUUCGACAAGCUACACUAGCGGCAUUCCAGGUAUGAUGGCCACUUUCGGCAUUCAAUCGAAAACACUCGUCGUCCUGGGUAUCACCACCUACCUGGCAGGAUUGGCUGUGGGGUCGCUACUCCUGGCACCUCUCAGUGAGAUGUACGGCCGCAGACCGGUCUAUCUCAUCGCGGUUGCCGUCUUCACGAUCCUAAUUAUUCCUUGUGCGUUGUCCAACAACCUUGCUCAGAUCCUCGUCAUGCGCUUCUUCGGGGCCAUCGCCGGCGCAGCCAUGAUCUCCAACGCCCCGGGAACCGUCUCCGACAUGGUCAAUGACGAAUACCGCGCUCUCGCUUUUUCGAUAUGGAGUCUUGGUCCAAUGAAUGGACCAGUGGUCGGGCCGCUGGUCGGAGGUUUUGUGUACCAGGCUCUAGGGUGGCGGUGGACCAACUGGGUUGUUAUGAUCGGCUCGGGUACAUCGUGGUUCAUGGUGUUCCUCAUCCCUGAGACGUAUGCGCCAGCUAUCCUGCGAAGCAAGUCUGCAAAGAAGCGCAAAGAGACCGACGAGCCCCGCUGGUACUCUCGCUACGAUGACAAGAAGUCGUUCCUACCAAUGUUGCGCGAGAACUUGUACCGGCCACUCUCCAUGGCAAUCAAUGAGCCUAUCUGCAUCUUCUGGAACGUCUACAUAGCCCUCGUGUACGGCGUGCUCUAUCUAUGCUUCGUCUCGUACCCAAUCGUAUUCUCCGAGCUGCGCGGCUGGUCACCCGGCAUGACCGGUCUCUCGUACAUGGGCAUUGGCAUUGGCGGCGUAAUCGUCAUCUCCUGCGAGCCUCUACUCCGCAAGAUGAUCAACGCGCACCCUAAAGAUCCUGAGACUGGGAAGCCAUACCCGGAAGCCAUGGUCAGCGUGGUGUGUCUAGCCGCGGUAUCAGUGCCGGUUGGAGAAAUGAUCUUCGCAUGGACAUGUACGCCAAACGUGCACUGGAUCGCACCCAUCCUCGCAGGUAUACCGUUUGGUGCAGGUAACUGUGGAGUCUUCAUCUACGCAUCGAACUAUCUCGUCCACUCGUACGGCAUCUACGCCGCGUCGGCACUGGCGGGCAACGCUGUCCUCCGAAGCAUCAUGGGCGGUGCGCUGCCUCUGGCUGGCCCCAAGAUGUACGCCACGCUUGGUCCGCACUGGUCCGCAACAAUGCUCUCCCUUAUCGAAUUCGCAAUGAUUCCCAUCCCGCUCGUUUUCUACAGAUAUGGACACAAGAUCCGGGAGAAGAGUGCUUUGAUCCGACAAAUGCGCGAAGACAGAGACAAGCUCGACAGCCGAAAGAGGAGAGCAGCCGAGAAGGUCGCUCGGCGAGAAGCAGGGGAGAAGGGUGAUUUCGAGGAGAAAGAACUGUCUGUGUAA